Molecule: messenger RNA, 1770 nt
Organism: Sclerotinia sclerotiorum 1980 UF-70
Lineage: Eukaryota; Fungi; Ascomycota; Leotiomycetes; Helotiales; Sclerotiniaceae
Exons: 2
Coding region: 1-1770 (589 amino acids)
Biological process (GO): carbohydrate metabolic process
Cellular component (GO): extracellular region
Molecular function (GO): hydrolase activity, hydrolyzing O-glycosyl compounds; cellulose binding
Source: RefSeq, a predicted model, not a curated record
AUGUACUCCGCAGCUGUGCUUGCAACUUUCUCCUUCCUUCUCGGCGCCGGCGCUCAACAGGUUGGAACUUUGAAAACCGAAAGUCAUCCUCCCUUGACAAUUCAAAAGUGUGCCGCCGGUGGAACCUGUACCGAUGAGGCCGACAGCGUUGUCCUCGAUGCCAACUGGAGAUGGCUCCACUCCACUUCCGGCUCCACCAACUGUUACACCGGUAACACUUGGGAUACCACUCUCUGCCCAGAUGCUGCUACUUGUACCGCCAACUGUGCUUUUGAUGGUGCCGAUUACGAGGGAACAUACGGUAUCACCUCAAGUGGUGACUCUUUGAAGCUUAGCUUUGUUACCGGAAGCAAUGUUGGUUCCCGUACCUACCUCAUGGACUCUGAGACCACCUACAAGGAGUUUGCUCUUUUGGGUAACGAGUUCACCUUCACCGUCGAUGUUUCCAAGCUUCCUUGCGGUCUCAACGGUGCUCUUUACUUCGUUCCUAUGGACGCCGACGGAGGAAUGUCCAAGUACCCUACCAACAAAGCAGGUGCUAAAUACGGUACCGGUUACUGCGAUGCUCAAUGUCCUCAAGACAUGAAGUUCGUCAGCGGCGGAGCCAACAACGAAGGAUGGGUCCCUGAUAGCAACAGCGCUAACUCUGGAACCGGUAACAUCGGAUCUUGCUGCUCUGAGUUUGAUGUCUGGGAAGCCAACUCCAUGUCCCAAGCUCUUACUCCUCACACUUGCACAGUUGACGGACAAACUGCUUGCACUGGUGAUGACUGUGCCGGAAACACUGGUGUCUGUGAUGCAGAUGGAUGUGAUUUCAACCCAUACAGAAUGGGUAACACCACAUUCUAUGGAAGCGGAAAGACCAUUGAUACCACCAAGCCAUUCAGCGUCGUUACUCAAUUCAUCACUGAUGACGGAACUGAGACCGGAACCCUUACUGAGAUCAAGCGUUUCUACGUUCAAGACGAUGUUGUCUACGAACAACCAAACUCCGACAUCUCUGGUGUCUCUGGAAACUCCAUCACCGAUGACUUCUGCACUGCUCAAAAGACCGCUUUCGGAGACACUGAUUACUUCAGCCAAAAGGGUGGUAUGGCCGCUAUGGGUAAAAAGAUGGCUGAUGGUAUGGUUCUUGUUCUCUCCAUCUGGGAUGAUUACAACGUAAACAUGCUCUGGCUCGACAGUGACUACCCAACCACCAAGGAUGCUUCUACCCCAGGUGUUUCCCGUGGAUCUUGCGCUACCACCUCAGGUGUCCCCGCUACUGUUGAGGCUGCUUCAGGAUCUGCUUACGUUACAUUCUCCAGCAUCAAGUAUGGACCUAUCGGUUCUACCUUCAAGGCACCAGCCGACAGCUCUUCCCCAGUUGUUGCAUCAAGCUCCCCCGCCGCUGUCGCUGCAGUUGUUUCUACCUCAUCUGCUCAAGCUGUCCCAUCUCACCCAGCUGUCUCAUCUAGCCAAGCAGCCGUCUCUACUCCUGAAGCUGUCUCAUCUGCCCCAGAGGUUCCUGCCUCCUCCUCCGCCGCCCAGAGCGUCGCACCCACAUCCACCAAGCCAAAGUGCAGCAAAGUUAGCCAAUCCAGCACCCUCGCAACAUCUGUUGCUGCACCAGCCACUACUGCUACAUCAGCCGCAGUUGCUGCUACUAGCGCUGCUUCUUCAUCUGGUUCCGUUCCUUUGUACGGUAACUGCACUGGUGGAAAGACCUGCUCUGAGGGUACUUGUGUUGUUCAAAACCCAUGGUACUCUCAAUGUGUUGCUUCCUCUUAA